AUGGGGAGGGCUCCAUGUUGUGACAAAGAUAAUGUAAAGAGAGGACCAUGGUCUCCUGAAGAAGAUUCAAAACUCAAAAACUUCAUUGAGAAACAUGGUACUGGUGGUAACUGGAUUGCUUUACCUCACAAAGCUGGUCUCAAAAGAUGUGGGAAGAGCUGCAGAUUGAGAUGGCUAAACUAUUUGAGGCCCAAUAUUAAACAUGGUGAAUUCACUGAUGAUGAAGACAAGAUCAUCUGUAGUUUGUAUGCUAACAUUGGUAGCAGAUGGUCAAUAAUAGCAGCACAGCUACCAGGAAGAACUGAUAACGAUAUCAAGAAUUACUGGAACACAAAGCUCAAGAAGAAGCUCUUAGCUAUGCUUCCUUCCUUUCAAAAAAGGCCUUCUCUUUUUCCAUUUCAAUCACCACAUCCAUACAAACCAAACCACAUGAUCUUCAACCAUGAUGGUUCAUCACCUUUUUAUGCUCACACUAGCCCCAACUUCAUCAACAUGAACAACAACAUCAACUCUCUCAUAAACACUGCUACUUCCAACAACCUAUUGCAAGAUCAUAUCAAUCUCUCUACACAACUACUACAAGCAGAUCCAAACACUUUGAUCAGCUUGUUAACCAACAACAACCAUAAUAUUGCAAACAAUAAUAUGGAGAGUAGUAGUUCUUUCUAUGUAGGGUUUCAAGAGGAUCAACAACAAAACAUGUACAAUAUUAAUCCAAUGGAUGAGUUAUACCAAUAUCCUAAUAGUACUACUACUUCAGAUGUCAAAGAAGCUAUGCUCAUGUUUGGAAACACUACUACUAAUGAAGGAGCAGUAGGGCAUGAUCAAGUGAGUGCAACUGGCUCUUCCUCUGAAGGUGGAAGUUGUAUGAGUCAAAUUAGCUAUGGAAGUAACAAAGAUAAGCAGCCAUUUCAGCAUCAUCACAUCAAGCAAGAAGAUCAGUUUACACUUCAGGGUUUUGGGGAUCAAAUAAUUAGUCAUAGCUUGAUGAUGAAUCAUAGCUACAUUGAUCAGAAACCAAAAGUGUAUAAUAAUAAUAGCUUGAAAAGUAGUACUACUAAUUAUGAAAGCAGCAGCUCAUUGCAUAGUGAUCUUGAAGAAGUGAAGCAACUUAUUGUCAACACUAACUGUAGCAGCAGUUAUUUGUUCAAUGUUCAUAAUGAUGAUGACUACAAGACAACACAUGAUAAUACUACUCUUAAUGAUGGUGAUGACGAUAAGGAUAUAUGCUAUCAUUACUAA
Molecule: messenger RNA, 1242 nt
Organism: Erigeron canadensis
Lineage: Eukaryota; Viridiplantae; Streptophyta; Magnoliopsida; Asterales; Asteraceae
Product: transcription factor RAX2-like
Exons: 3
Coding region: 1-1242 (413 amino acids)
Source: RefSeq, a predicted model, not a curated record